UUGAUUUUUCACUAUAAAUACAAGACAAGGAACUCUCCGGAGAGCAAAAACAAAAGUGAUCUCUCUCUUGUUUGCUGGUAUCUUUUUCUGUUAAACGAUGAGCUCCGACGGCGCAAAUGAGAACUGCGUUGGAUAUGCUGCAAGGGAUCCAUCUGGAGUUCUAUCCCAUUACAAAUUCAACCGCAGGGCUCUUGGGGCUGACGAUGUUUCCAUAAGAAUUACUCACUGCGGAGUUUGUUAUGCUGAUGUGAUUUGGUCAAGAAAUAAACAUGGAGAUUCGAAGUAUCCUUUGGUUCCUGGACAUGAGAUUGCCGGUGUUGUAAAAGAGGUUGGUUCAAAUUGUCAUCGCUUCAAAGUUGGCGACCAUGUUGGAGUGGGAACUUAUGUCAACUCAUGCCGUGAUUGUGAGUAUUGUAAUGAGGGACUUGAAGUCGACUGCGUAAAGGGUUCAGUUUACACUUUCAAUGCUGUUGAUGCGGAUGGUACAAUUACAAAAGGAGGAUACUCCAGUCACAUAGUUGUCCAUGAAAGAUACUGCUUCAAGAUACCUGACAACUAUCCCUUGGCUUCAGCAGCACCUUUGCUUUGUGCUGGAAUUACUGUUUAUGCUCCUAUGAAGCGCCAUAAGAUGAACCAACCUGGUAAAUCUCUAGGAGUGAUUGGUCUUGGUGGUCUUGGUCACAUGGCAGUGAAGUUUGGCAAGGCAUUUGGUUUAAAUGUAACAGUUUUUAGCACAAGCAUAUCCAAGAAAGAGGAAGCUCUAAGCCAACUUGGUGCUGAUAAAUUUGUCGUUUCAUCCGACCAAAAGCAGAUGGCGUCACUGGUGAAGUCAUUUGACUUCCUAAUUGAUACAGCAUCUGGUGAUCACCCAUUUGAUCCAUAUAUGGCAUUGUUGAAGACGGGCGGAACUCUGGCCUUGGUGGGAUUCCCAAGUGAAGUUAAAUUCAGUCCUGCAAGCCUUAAUCUGGGGAUGAAAUCCAUUUCUGGCAGUGUAACAGGCGGAACAAAGGACACGCAAGAAAUGAUUGAUUUCUGUGCGGCUCAGGGAAUUCACCCAAUGAUUGAAAUAAUUCCAAUUCAAUAUGCAACUGAAGCGCUCGAGAGGCUAGUGAAGAAAGAGGUGAAGUACCGGUUUGUGAUCGAUAUUGAAAGCUCCCUGAUGGAUACAUAGUAAAUAACAUUACCCGGGCAAUGGCAUGCAUAUCUAGUAGUGUUCUAAAAGUUCCCGCCUAGCCUAGCGCCUAGGCAAUUCCAUAAAGUGGUGUGCAUUUACCUCUGUUGAAUUGCGUCUUGGAUUUUCAGCUGCAUGAUGUGUAAAGCAACUAGAAUUGCAUGAAUAAAGAUGUAUUUUAUCUGGCAUUUA
This is a messenger RNA of Malus domestica (apple), 1363 nucleotides long. Its product is annotated as probable cinnamyl alcohol dehydrogenase 1. Gene Ontology annotation, molecular function: oxidoreductase activity, acting on the CH-OH group of donors, NAD or NADP as acceptor; zinc ion binding. The record is from RefSeq and is a predicted model, not a curated record. Lineage: Eukaryota; Viridiplantae; Streptophyta; Magnoliopsida; Rosales; Rosaceae.